CAGGUGCAGUAUUUCUUUGGUAUCCAGUCCAUUAACAUUAUGGAGCGGACAUUGCAGAAAUAUGGAAGCUAUGAAAAAUUUGAACAGGCCACUGGAGGCAGCUUGCUGACCAAAAGUCGCAUCUGGAAUCAUGUCAGGAAAUACAUGGUGAAAGAAGGCUGUCUUGGUGAGAUUGUGGUCCAUCUCACGGAGGACCUGCUGUCUCGAGCCUCAAUGACAGUGGUGAAUGGCCGCCCAACUCUCACUAUCAAUAUCUCCACUGCGCGAGAACACUGGCUGGAAGGGAUGCUGAGACAUGAAAUUGGAACUCAUUAUUUUCGGGGUUUUAACAACAACAGCCAGCCUUGGUGCAACUGGAACGGACGUAGAAAACACGGGUUAAAACCAAUCAACCCUACAGAAGAGGGGCUAGCAAGCAUUCACAGUGUCCUGUUCCGCAAAGACCCUUUUCUCUGGAGAGCCGCCCUGCUCUACUACACAGUGUAUCAGGCUAGCCAAAUGUCCUUCAGUCAGCUUUUCCAGGACGUGGGGAAAUUCGUCAAGGACCCCAAUACUAGGUGGGAUUACUGCGUACGAGCCAAGAGAGGCUGGACUGACACAUCACAACCAGGCUGUUUCAAUAAGGAUCAGGUAUACCUGGAUGGCAUUCUCCGAAUCCUGAGAUACAGGGAGUCCAUUGAUUUCCAUCUUCUGACAGCCCUUGGAAAGAUCUCGUACGAGGAUGUGGACCGCCUGAAAGGAUUAGCUGUGAUUGAGAACAUGAGGGUACCGCACUUUUUGCAAGACCAUGCCCGGUAUAUGGAGCACUUGGAAAAGAUCAUGGAAGUCAAUGAACUGACUGAUGAGGAGCUCCAGGAUCUCAUAAAUUAACAGUAUUAACCCACCGUUCACUUACUCUGUGCAGCUGAGGAUGUAGAACUGGACUUCCCAGAGCUUGCAAAAAUGGAUU
Messenger RNA from Egretta garzetta (little egret), 949 nucleotides. RefSeq lists its product as uncharacterized. Bases 40 to 870 code for a protein of 276 amino acids. The transcript is spliced from 6 exons. The record is from RefSeq and is a predicted model, not a curated record. NCBI's taxonomy places the organism in Eukaryota, Metazoa, Chordata, Aves, Pelecaniformes, Ardeidae.